Messenger RNA from Heteronotia binoei (common prickly gecko), 3030 nucleotides. It is a transcript of the gene STOML1, whose product is annotated as stomatin like 1. The coding region runs from base 1181 to 2413 and encodes 410 amino acids. NCBI's taxonomy places the organism in Eukaryota, Metazoa, Chordata, Lepidosauria, Squamata, Gekkonidae. The record is from RefSeq and is a predicted model, not a curated record. The transcript is spliced from 7 exons. Gene Ontology annotation, cellular component: plasma membrane.
AGCAGGAGCCUCUGCACGUCUCUAUGUGAGCAAGCAAACAUGUUCUAGCUUAGCCUGGAAACCAGCUAAAAGAGGCUCAAUUUACCAAGGUGGAGGGAUUGAAGGAAGCUGAAAGGGUCUUUUUAAAACCGGGACAUCCAAGGUGAAAGGGCUGUUUAAACGGGAGGCACCGUCCAAUUCUUGGAAAGAAGGGAGGCAGAGAGAAGUACCUUUGAGUAGGCUGGGAAAUCCCCUGAUACUAAAGGUAAAAGUUUUCUUUACCCUGUGCAAGCACCAGUCGUUUCCAACUCUGGGGUGACGUCGCAUCACGUUUUCACGGCAGAUUUUUUUACGGGGUGGUUUACCAUUGCCUUUUCCACUCCCCCCGGCAGCAAGCUGGGGACUCAUUUGACCAACUUAAGAAGGGUGGAAGGCUCAGUCAACCUUGAGCUGGCUACCUGAACCCAGCUUCCACCGGGAUCGAACUCAGGUGGUGAGCAGAGAGCUCGGACUGCAGCACUGCAGCUUUACCACACUGCGCCACGGGUUCUUCCUGUGAUAAUAGCAGCCUGUAAUGGUUCUCUGGAGACGAUUGUGGCUUCCGGUUUAAGCCUUUAACUAGGGCCAGAAAGUUGGGACUUUUGAAUACAUUUGCAUGGUGUUUCCUUCCAUCAAGUCACUGCUGACUUAACAGCAACCCCUGCAGGGUUUUCAAGGCAAGAGAUGUUCAGAGGUGGUCUCCCAUCCAAGUACAAACCAGAGCCACCUCCUCUUAACUUCUGAGAGCCAAUGAAACUGGGCUCGUCUGGGCAUCUACACGCCUAUGAUUAGAUGUGCCAACUGGCUUUUGUGGGCAAUGUGAAAACAGGGUAAAGCACAAACCACAAGAAACUAUCUGGAGGAGUGCCCAGGGAAUAUAACCGUGUUAAUCUGCGGCACUAAAAGAGGCGCCCAUAAGACCCCGCGAGAUUUGGUCCCGGGUGUGAAGGUGAUGGGAGAAAAAGAAGCAUAAGUUUGAAAACGCCAGCUCAAAUCAGAGAGAGCAAAUAACACACACCCCUUUGGGUCCUGGUGCUUCCACGACUAGGAGUUAAAAUAGGUCAGAAAUGCAAAACCCUUUGUAGUUAAUUCAAAAGAAGGACACGACUUUGAGACGCGGCAAAGAGGCCUUAGCGUGGAGACUUGGGGAGUCGACUGAAACAUGUUCAGCCGGUCUGGGUACCAGGUUGUUCCGCUGGGAGAUUUUGACCGAUUCCAGCAAUCCAAUACCUGGCUAAAUGGACCACAGAGAGGCUUUUUCUCAUCGGGGCACGCAUACGACCCGCUGGACCAAGUGCAGCCUGGGAUAGGUGCCCCCCAAGGGUUCUUCUCCCGGCUCUGCCAUGGGGUGGUCAUCUCCUUGGUGUUUCUACUGACCGUCCUCACCUUCCCGAUUUCUGGCUGGUUUGUUCUGAAGAUGGUCCCAAACUAUGAGCGAGUUAUCGUGUUCCGAUUGGGGCGGAUCCGAGCCCCCAAAGGGCCGGGCUUGGUUUUUGUCCUCCCCUUCAUCGACCAAUGGCAACGCGUGGAUUUGAGGACCCGUGCAUUCAGCAUUCCGCCCUGCAAGCUAAGUUCACAAGAUGGCGCGCUGGUGUCUGUCGGAGCCGAUGUCCAGUUCCGUGUUUGUGAUCCGGUGCUUUCUGUCAUGAUGGUGAAAGACCUCAACAUGACGACACGGAUGACCGCUCAGAACACCAUGACCAAGGUUCUGCUGAAGAAGUACCUGCGGGAGAUCCAAACGGAGAAGCUGAAGAUUAGCGACCAGCUCUUGCUGGAAAUCAAUGACGUCACCAAGUCGUGGGGCCUGGAGGUCGACCGGGUGGAACUGAUCCUGGAGGCCGUGCUGCAGGCGCCGGCGGAGACGGCAGCGGGUGCCUCGCGCAGGAUAAGCUCAUUCGACAACAUCCAGCAAUUGGCCCUUCAUUUGUUCGGCAAGAGCUUUGCUGCGGCCGGGCCCAGCCCCAAGGGACCUCACGAGACAGUGGAACGCAUAGAGGUACAGAGAGAAUCUGGGCCUUCUGCCCCUCCCGAAAGGAUCGUGGUCCAGCCCAUCCAAAAGCGCUUUGAUCCCGAGGAGUUCCUGCUAACCGUGGAGGAAUACUUGUCCGAAUCCUUAGUGAACCAAGUCCAAGCUUGCUACCAGUUCAACAUCCUGCUGCCGAAUGGAGAGCAGAACACCUAUUUCCUCGAUCUCUCCACAGGCCAUGGGAAAACAGGCUGUGGGCUGCCAGACCACACCCCGGACGUGGUCCUGGAGGUGGCAGAGUGCGACUUAGGCCCCUUAAUCUGGGGCGACCUCAACCCCAUUAAUGCCUACGUGUCUGGGAGGCUGCGGGCAUAUGGAGACCUCUCCAAGGCCCUGAAGUUAGAACUGCUCUUCACUGCGAUGAAAUAGCACCCCCUCCCCCGAAUAACUCCGGGCCACGACAACAUCCGGGCCGCUUUCUUCAGGACAAUCUAUGCGGAGAGGCGUCUGUGCUACACACAUGGCUCUUUACCCAUCCACAUGUGUACCCAUUCAGGCAAGCUAGCUUUAUGGGUGAUACGUUGCCUCAAUCCUCUGACCCACCCACCCCCAUCACUGCAUCUGCAAAUUUGGGGCUCCCUCGGCUUUGAACGCUCAGCGAACUGGAGGGCCGCAGAGGCCCGAAGUAACUCGGAGCUGUUCCCCUUGCAGAAAGGCCGUGGCACAGAUCAGCCAAGGAUUGCUGCAUGCGUCUUAAGCGACCAGACGGAAAUAAGGGAAUGAUCAGGGGGCAAGAAGAGUGGGCGGGCAAAGUCACACGCCUGCUCGUGCCGUCGGCGAAGAAAUUCCGCAACAGAAUUCUGCACAAAAUGGCAAGAUCUCGGCAUUUGAAAACCCUUCUUGGUUUGUUUGUUUUUUUUUUAAUCUCAGCAUUUCCUUUUGACAUUUGUCUUUGGUGCAUAUGUUUUGGGUUUUUUAAAUUUAUAUAUAUCCUGUAUCUUAAUUCUUGCUGUUGAACGUUAAGGCAAUAAAUGACAUUUAUUUAU